GAGCAGGGGAAAGAUGUUGAGUGUCGGACCAAUGUUUUGGUAGCCUACUUCCUGACGAAACGUUUUUGCUCGCAGCGUUAGCUAAAUGACUAAACUGGCUAGCUAACUCAACUAACUGAAGGUACAUGUCAGGAAGUUAGCUGAGCAGAACGUGUUCAUAGACAGAAUAGAAACUGAAUAACUUAAAAUAGUAUUAUAAAGUACUUGUUUCGAAGAAAGAGGAAGACAAAUGAACAGAAAAGAAGACUAUGAUUCGUAUGAAAUCGAGGAACCAAGUGAUGAAGAGAGAGCGGAGAGCAGCUCUGAGGAUGAAUUGGAUGUUCUCCUUCAUGGAACUCCAGAUCAGAAGAGAAAACUCCUUCGGGAGUACCUGACCGGAGAGAGCGAGUCUUCCAGUGGAGAUGAAUUUGAGAAAGAGAUGGAGGCAGAGUUGAGCUCCACUAUGAAGACCAUGGAGUGCAAAUGGUCCACCCCAGCUUCAUCAGAGGGGACCUCUGGGACAACUGACAGAACAGCAGCCACAAGUGGAAACGUCCAACCCCAGCAAUACGACGACAUUUACUUUGACACAGAUUCAGAUGAAGAUGAGACUCCCGGUAACGCAGAAGGGCGGAGGCGGAAACAGCGGCGCAUCCCCACAAACGAUGAGUUGCUGUACGACCCCGAUGAAGACGACAGGGAUCAGGCCUGGGUGGAUGCCAAAAGAAGGGAGUACAGAAGCAGGAAGAAACUGCCUGGUUCAGCAAACAGAAGAGAGAAGACUGAGGCACUCCCCAGCAGUGACGCAGUCCUUAACUGCCCCGCAUGCAUGACCACUCUGUGUCUGGAUUGCCAGAGGCAUGAGAAGUUCAGGACUCAGUACAGAGCCAUGUUCGUCAUGAACUGCAGAGUUAACAAAGAGGAGGUUCUGCGGUACAAAACACCCGCUGACAGAAAGCGGAUGAGGCGAAGGAAGAAGAUGAAGAGCAGCCCACAGGCACAGCCCGUCGCCUUGGAGCCAGGGGUCGUGGAGGCGGAGCCAGAGGAGACGUACUAUCCGGUCCAGUGCACCGAGUGCUCCACAGAAGUAGCGGUGUUCGACAAGGAUGAAGUGUACCAUUUCUUCAACAUCCUUGCAAGUCACAGCUGAAGAUGCCAUUUAGAAACGGACGGCAUUUAUUUGCCUGUUUGAGGACUGUUUUAUUGCUCGUGUUUUUCCUCCCCUUUUUUUUUUUUUUACGAUGGCCCUUUUUAAUUUCAUCAGACUGACUGAAUUGUCAUCUUGUACAAGGUUGUAAUAUAGAGAUUUGAUUUUACUGAAAUAGGAAGACAAUUUGCAGCUCAAUUUUGUGGAUCAUUUUUCCUUUCAUUAUUUGAUUUGAUUUGAUAUACUCGUACUCAGACUGCUUCUGUCAGGUAAUCAGUCAAUUGCUCUAUUCCCAGGCAAUCAAAGGUUACAUAGGGCUAAUAUACUAACCUACUGGGCAUCAUUACAAGUCCCUGAAAUGUAAAUGUAAUGGUUUCCUGUUAUUAAAACUUUUGUUUGUUCA
Anguilla anguilla (European eel) is the source of this 1529-nucleotide messenger RNA. RefSeq names its product e2f-associated phosphoprotein (gene eapp). The record is from RefSeq and is a predicted model, not a curated record. Lineage: Eukaryota; Metazoa; Chordata; Actinopteri; Anguilliformes; Anguillidae. The transcript is spliced from 6 exons. Bases 230 to 1129 code for a protein of 299 amino acids. Gene Ontology annotation, biological process: positive regulation of cell population proliferation. Gene Ontology annotation, cellular component: nucleus.